UGCGGAUGGAAACAGGAGUUGGCAUCCGCUGCACUGCACGAAGAAGAAACUUUGAGGAAAGAUGCACGAAGAGGAGGAUGGCAGCGAAGCAAACUCCUCCAAAGUUCCGCGGGUGGUUGGCUCCAGAUCUGUGGAUGUGGCCGACAGCGACGCAGCGAAGGAGCAGGCCUCCAAACUGUGCGGAUACCUCAACAAACUGUCUGGCAAGGGGCCUCUGAGGGGGUACAAGCCGAGAUGGUUCGUGUACGAUCCCAGGAAAUGUUAUUUGUAUUACUUCAAGACUCCCCAAGAUUCGUUGCCGCUCGGGCACAUCGAAAUAGGCGAUGCGUGCUUCAGCUACGAUGUGGAAGGGGAAGAGGGCCAGUUUGAGAUCCGCACCGCCGGAAAAGAGUUCCUCCUGAAGGCCCCCAGCAGGCAGGUGAUGCAUUACUGGCUCCAGCAGUUACAGCAGAAGCGUUGGGAGUACAGCAACACACGAGGCUCAGGUCAGAAAGACAGCUGGAGCUCCCCGACUCUGGCCUACCCCCCCACCGGCCUUGUAGGCAAAGAAGAUGCACUUGUCUUUGAGAAGCUAAGUGACAGCAUGGAGAAGGUCCGCCAUGACUUUGCUCUGGAGACAGAAACAGAUUGUGGAGGAAAGGUGGGGAUCCAGUCAGCCCGAGGGCCUUCUUCCGCGUCUACAAACCCCCUCAACUUCUCCAUCCGAAACUUCGGUUCAGAACUCAGGAACUCCAUGUCUUAUCUGCGGCCGGGCAGAGGAGGUGAGAGCAGACGCAGUGUGUUUUACACCAACAAAGACAACAGUGCGGAGGAGUGGGAGCUCGUGGAUGCUCCAGCCAAGGACUUCCCUGAACAGAAACAUCCUCCAGAGGCUCACAGAAAUUCCUUUGGAUCAGCGUUUACAUUUGACUUUGUGCGCAACUCAGCGCGACCCAGGAAGCCUUUGCUCAGGGACAUUAUGAGCUCUGGGAGGUUUGGACGCACCACUGAGACACGCAGUGCCGAGAACUCCCCAGUGGAGUGUAACGGCAGCAAACCUUUCGAUGUUCAGCUGCGCCUGCAAAGCCAGCAGGAAGAGCUGAGCCGCAUGCAGCAGGAACAGGCCAAACUCCGAGAAGAGCUGGCCAGUCACAAGGAGCUGGUGAGACUUCUGCAGCAGACCCUGAGAACCUUGCAGUGCGAAAGGCAGCCAACGCAUCGCCCAGCCCCGGCUCCAGAUUCAUCCGUGGCUUCAGACGAGACUCAGGUUCCGGCAGUAACCCAGGAAGAGAUCGUCCAGUUGGAGGCCAUGCUUCAGGAAAAAGACGGACAGAUCCAGGCCCUGUGUGGCCACAUGGAGCGCCUCGCCUUAGAGAAGGAGAGUCUGCAGCAAGAGCUGAAGGGCCUGAAGAUAAAGGUGGGCGAGAUAAAUGACCAGCUGGGGAUGCUGAUGGAGACCAUCCAGGCCAAAGAUGAAGUCAUCAUCAAACUGUCGCAGGAGAGCUCCGAGCAGAGUGGCAACCCAUACGACGGUUCACCACCUCCCAACAAAGAUCAGGAGGUGGACAUCCUCAAGGACAGUCUUCAAGGCUACAAAACCCAGAACAAGUUCCUGAACAAAGAGAUCCUGGAGCUGACAGUAUUACGCAGGAAUGCAGAGAGUAGAGAAAAGACCUUAGAAGCAAAGUAUACGGCCCUGGAUGCCAAGCUGUGUCAGGUGGAGAGUAAGUAUCUGGUGCUGCUUCAGGAAGUGAAGAACCCGGUGUGUUCGUCUUCGGAGCAGAGCCCAGCCCGAGACGUCAUCUCCAGAUUACUAGAGGACGCGCUGCAGGCAGAGACCUCCGACCAGCAAGACCAUCACAUCUUUAAACCAAAUACUGUCAGUGAGUAUGACACGUUUGGCUUCAAAACCGUCCCUGAGGAAGAGGAAGAGGAGGAGAAGCUUGAUGCGAAGGUGAGAGCUCUGGAGCUGAAGACCCUCUCCAUGACGGAUCAGGAGGUGUCGGUGGGCGUGAAGUGGGAGAACUAUCUGUCGAGCACCAUGAACAGAGACAUGGUUCGCUCCCCUGAGCUCAAGGCCCUGUUUCGGUGCGGCGUUCCCCAUGAGCACCGCUCCAAGGUCUGGCGCUGGUGCGUUUCCUUCCAUGUCAAGAAGUUUAGGGACCAGCUGCCGCCAGACUAUUAUGAGACCUUACUGAACGUGGCGCAGGAUAAGCCCAACCCGGCCUCCAAGCAGAUCGAGCUGGACUUGCUGCGUACUUUGCCCAACAACAAGCACUAUUCCUCCCCGAGUGCAGGCGGCAUCCAGAAACUCAGGAACGUCCUGAUGGCUUUCUCCUGGAGGAAUCCGGAUAUUGGCUACUGCCAGGGACUCAACAGGCUGGCAGCUAUUGCCUUGCUCUAUCUGGACCAAGAGGAUGCCUUCUGGUGCCUUAUAGCCAUUGUGGAGGUCUUCAUGCCAAGAGACUAUUACACAAAGACUCUGCUUGGCUCACAGGUUGACCAGCGUGUGUUCAAGGAUCUGAUGAGUGAGAAACUCCCCCGGCUUCAUCUCCACUUUGAGCAGUACAAGGUAGACUUCUCCCUCAUCACCUUCAACUGGUUCCUGGUGGUGUUUGUGGACAGUGUGGUGAGCGACAUCCUCUUCAAAAUCUGGGAUGCCUUUCUCUAUGAAGGUCCAAAGAUCAUAUUUCGCUCUGCCCUCGCUCUCUUCAAGUAUAAAGAGGAAGAGUUUUUGAAGCUGCAGGAUUCCACAGCUAUCUUCAAAUAUCUCAGAUACUUCACACGUACAAUCCUGGAUUCAAGGAAGCUGAUGAACAUCGCUUUUGGGGACAUGAACCCGUUCCCCAUGAGGACAAUCCAGAACCGCCGCUCCUUCCACCUGGAGAAGGUCCGUCUGGAGCUGACGGAGCUGGAGGCUAUCAGACAGACCUUCCUCCGGGAGAGAGAGACAAGUCAGGACAGGCGGAGCUUCGUCAGCGACGAUGAGGAGGAUAACUGAGGUUAAGUCUGUCGCUGAAGUAUGAAAAGACCAUGUCAGGAUGCCACUGACGUGUCGCAGUUGACAAGGGAUGUUUCCUAAAGGAUUAUUGGAGUUGGCUUCCGAGACAAACCAAUUAACUUCUUAUACAUUUUGAGUGAAACUGCAUCAAAAGGCCAAACAUUACAAGCCGUAUGGGCUUUCUAUCAGUAUUCCUGCCAUUUAAAACAAACAAAAACACUUAUUGUUGUAUGCUUUAUCAUGCCUCUUCGACUUUCAAUGCCAAACUUUAUUUUGUGGUCUGAAUCAGUAUUUCUUUUUUCUACUUUGCUGUGAUCUUUUAAUCUAUGGUGAUUCAGUGCCUGUUGAAGGAUUGAUUGUAUGGCAUUUAGUUUACUUCAGUUUCCUUUUUGCUGUUUAUGCCCCCAACUCCUUUCAUACAUAUCUUAAGAUUGUUUACCUUUGAUAAUUGUUUUAGAUUUUUCCCGAUGCCACUUAACGACACAAUGUUGUGGUUUACCCCUUUGUCUAUCAAAUGCACUUCAAUCACUUAUGCUGAAAUUCAAAAUGCGCUGAAAAGUCUUAGAGCCUUAUGAUCACAAAGUCGUUCCAAAAUCGUAUCAUCAUUCCAGCCUCACAGGUGUUCGUGGUUCUGAGGAAUUUUGGGGAACACUUUUCACAUUUGAUGUGUCUCAGAAUCAAAUAACUUUAAACUUGCAAGAUUGUUUUUAAUAUGUCAAUUUAUACUUAAGUACCACUUCAUUACUCAAUGUUCCCAAAGACAUUUCUGAAAAUUUCAAACUGUUUGACGUCAAAAUUUGCGCCUGAACUUAAAAAAAGGUAACAGGCACCGGAUUUGGUUAGCAGUAUAAUGGGAAAAAGCUUUGACUUCAAAAUACCAUAUCAGUGAAUCUGUAGAAAUGACUAUUCUGACCUUUUUGUUAUACCUGUUCUAAGAUACGUGAAUUUAAACUCAUUUGCAAUGCCCUAUUUAAAAGUAACGUCUUAAUUUUUCUAAACAUUAAUUGGGAUUUUUACAUGUUUAAAGUGUUACAUUUCCCCUGAUACUUAUUGUGCAUGCAUAAUGCUGUUAUUACUUCUUUGAUGUAUUUGCAUCUCUUGUCCACAGUGUGGCAGUAUAACAUUUGUCUCGCCUGUGUUUACACUUUUUCACCCUCCACACAGUAUGAUUCAUACAGAUUAUAAUACUGUAUUGAUACAAUGGCUGCCGGUAGGAUCGUGUGUGAAAAAUAGAAAUAUGAUUUGUAAUCUGUGAGGGAAGUGUUUCAGGAUAUUUCAAAACGUGUGUAGCAACAUCUUUCUUCCACAUCCAGGUACUUACAAAAACAGUUUACUCUUGAGCACUGUGACCAUCUUUUCUUUACACCAUUUCUUUGUUUCAAAAUGUUGAACAGACCAGUAUGGGAAGAAUGGAUUUACUUGCUUAGAAAGAAAUCUUAUUUGGUAAAUCCACAGUGGAAAACUGUUGUUGCAAUGGGAAUCUUCGAGUCCUAGUGUAAUUACUUAGCCGCUUCUCUUGUAUGCUGAUAUAUUGUUUACAGUUACUAUCCUUUUUUAAAUGUUACUUUUAAGCUGUUUACAGAUGCUCAGCUCAGCUGAACUUGUUAUCAAUUGAAAGAAUUGUGGUUGUUUAUAAUGAGGGAAAUGAGAAUGGUGGGUGACCUGUAGAAGCAGAGAUUGAUUUUGUAUUUAUCCACGAGAGCAGGUCUCUCUAGAGAUUCAACUUUGAUUGGUUUGAGAUUAAAAAAAAAAAAAAGGUCCAUUAAUUUUGUCCUACAGUAUGUUUGCCCGUAUUUUAACAUACAUCUGUUCUACGGCUAUUUCACAUUGAUCAUAUGUUUUGUCAGUUUCUAUUCAUAUGGAAUAAGCUACAUGUAUUGUUAUCACCCUUUCUUUCUAUUCUCUGUUGCCUUUUCUCCCAGCAAUGUAUUGCACAAGUGUAAUGACAAGUUGACUUCAGAAUGAUACAGGGUACUUCCCUUUCUUGUAUGUAAACCUCUAGUAUCUUGUUCAUUGUUCAUCUGUAUCAUUUAAUCAUAAAAACUCUCAAAGCUUUUAUGUUACAGGAUUAAAUAUAUGCCACUGUAUGUUUUUGUUAUACCAGUUAAAAGACCAAAUCAAUAAACAUUGGCUGACUGA
Molecule: messenger RNA, 5119 nt
Organism: Eleginops maclovinus (Patagonian blennie)
Lineage: Eukaryota; Metazoa; Chordata; Actinopteri; Perciformes; Eleginopidae
Gene: tbc1d2b
Product: TBC1 domain family, member 2B
Exons: 13
Coding region: 62-2980 (972 amino acids)
Source: RefSeq, a predicted model, not a curated record